Messenger RNA from Diorhabda sublineata, 4072 nucleotides. It is a transcript of the gene Tollo, whose product is annotated as toll-like receptor Tollo. The record is from RefSeq and is a predicted model, not a curated record. The coding region runs from base 54 to 3779 and encodes 1241 amino acids. Gene Ontology annotation, biological process: signal transduction. The transcript has a single exon. NCBI's taxonomy places the organism in Eukaryota, Metazoa, Arthropoda, Insecta, Coleoptera, Chrysomelidae. Gene Ontology annotation, molecular function: protein binding.
CUUCGACUAUGUUAAAUACAAUGGUGUAGCGCAGGGUCGUACCGUCGGCGAUCAUGGGCACCACGGUGGUGUGCGCCUUAUUAUUCGGGGCGAUUUUUAGUGUUUUAUCAGCCUCUCUUAGUAAAACUUUGCGGUAUCAAGCGCCCGAUGAGUGUAAGUGGGUGGUUGUGGACAGCAACUCCGACGACGACGUUGCUCUAGUGUGCAGGUUGCGUACCAUAAAUAGUGAAUUAGAAAUAGACUUGAGUAUAAUUCAGCCCGAGCAUACCGUUCGGUUGAGGCUGGAGUGCAGUGACACGCUAUUUUUUCAAAGUUCUUUAAGUGCCGGAAGUUUUAAACCACUUGUUGAAUUGCGUGAGUUGUCUAUUGAAUAUUGCAAAAUUGGAAAUUUAUCCGAUGGAGCUUUCAGAGGACUUAAAGAACUCCGCAAUCUCACUGUUAGAACACACAAUACGGAUUGGUCAGCUAUGACUUUAGAAGUAUCCGCGAAUGCUUUUACGGAAGAACUUCGGAAUUUGGAACGAUUAGAUUUAGGUGAAAAUAAUAUGUGGAGUUUACCAGAAGGAGUUUUGUGUCCUCUAUAUGCUUUGGAAGUUCUUAAUUUAACUAGAAAUAGACUCAGGGAAGUUAAUAGUUUUCGUUUUACAUCUAAUCCGUCCGAAAAAUGUUGUGAGAAUUUAAAACUAUUAGAUUUAUCGAAAAAUAGUAUAGAUCGUUUGCCAGCGAGCGCUUUUUCUGGUCUUUCUCAUUUACAAAAAUUAUAUUUAAAUGGAAACGGUCUACAUAAUCUUGCAGAUCAUGCUUUAGAAGGACUUACUUCUCUAAAUAUACUUAAACUGUCAGAUAACCGUCUAGUCAGCCUUCCGCCGGAAUUAUUUGCGGAUACACGUGAAGUGCGUGAAAUGUAUUUACAAAAUAAUACCAUCAACGUUUUAGCACCAGGUUUGUUUAGUGAAUUAUUACAGAUGUUAGUUUUGGACUUGUCGCAUAACGAACUUACCGCUGAUUGGAUAAAUACAGCAACUUUUGCUGGAUUAGUGAGAUUAGUUGUACUAGAUAUAUCUUUUAACAGAAUAUCCAAAUUAGAACAAUCUGUGUUUAGAGAUCUUUAUAGUUUGCAAAUACUUAGAUUAAACGAUAAUUUUAUAGAAUAUAUACCUGAAAAUACAUUUUCCGCUUUAUCUAAUUUACAUACGUUAAUUAUAUCCAACAAUAAAUUGGUCAAAAUAGAUAGUGAAACAUUCAACGGACUAUACGCACUUUCUUUGUUAUCAAUAGAUAAUAAUAAGAUUUCUAUGAUACAUCCGGAAUCUUUAAGAAAUUGUACCAGUUUACAAGACUUGUAUUUGAAUGGAAAUAAAUUGAUCCAAGUACCAGAGGUUCUAAAAAACGUUCCUUUAUUAAAAACAUUGGAUUUAGGCGAAAAUCACAUUAAUUAUAUCACGAACGAAACAUUCAGCGAUUUAAAACAAAUGUACGGAUUAAGAUUAACAGAAAACGAUAUCGGGAAUAUUUCUAAAGGUAUUUUUGACAAAAUGACCGCACUAAAAAUCUUGAACCUGUCUCGAAAUAAAAUUCAAAGAGUUGCGCCCGGUUCUUUCGAUAAUAAUCUCAACUUGCAAGCUAUAAGAUUGGACGGUAAUUAUCUGACUGACAUAGGAGAAUUGUUUGCUAAAUUACCGAGUCUGGUGUGGCUGAAUAUAUCGGAUAAUCAAUUAAAGUGGUUUGAUUAUGCCCUAAUACCAACUGGUUUACAAUGGCUCGAUAUACAUUCUAAUCAAAUCGAAGAGCUUGGUAAUUACUUUGAAAUCGAAUCAAGUUUAUCUUUAAGUACUUUCGAUGCAAGUUCAAAUAAAUUACGAGAAAUCACCGGUAGUGCGAUUCCAAACAGCGUCGAAGUUUUGUUUUUAAACGACAAUUUAAUAUCGAAAGUACAAUCUUAUACGUUUUUUAAGAAACCUAAUUUAACUAGAGUUGAUUUAUUCGGCAACAAAAUAAGCAGUUUAGAUCCUAAUGCUUUAAGAAUAUCAGCAGUACCACCCAAGAAGAAUCUACCGGAAUUUUAUAUAGGAGGAAAUCCUUACCAAUGUGAUUGUACAAUGGAAUGGUUACAAAAAGUUAAUUCAAUGAAUAGAGCAAGAACACAACCUAAACUAGUAGAUUUGGAAAGUAUAUAUUGUCAAUUAUUAUACAACAGAGGUACAACUUACGUACCACUUGUUGAAGCGGCACCUUACCAAUUUCUUUGUACUUAUGACACUCAUUGUUUUGCUUUAUGUCACUGUUGUGAUUUCGACGCCUGUGAUUGUGAAAUGACUUGCCCUACAAAUUGUACUUGUUAUCACGAUCAAUCUUGGUCGGCUAACGUCGUCGAUUGCUCGUCUGGUGGAUAUAUAACUAAACUCCCGGAUCAAAUACCAAUGGAUGCUACUCAAUUGUACCUCGACGGAAACGACUUGCGGUCACUCAACAGUCACGCUUUCAUCGGAAGAAAAAGAUUGAAAAUUCUCUUUUUAAAUAAUUCGAAUAUCGAAACAAUACAUAAUCGUACAUUUAACGGUCUAAAGGAGCUCGAAGUUUUACAUUUAAAUGGAAAUAAAAUAAACGAAUUGUAUGGAUACGAAUUCGAUGGAUUAGAAAGUUUGAUAGAACUACAUCUUCAAUAUAACAGAAUAUCCGUAAUAAAUAAUCAAACUUUUUCCAGUUUACGCAAGAUUAAAGAAUUAAAAUUGGAUCAUAAUAGAUUAAUAGUUUAUAAUAUGUGGAAUUUACCUUCGACGUUAAUCGAAGUGACUCUAUCUUACAAUCCUUGGUCUUGCGAUUGUGAUUUCACGGAACGUUUUCGAGAAUGGAUGAUACGAGGCGAUGCAGUGAAAGAUAUAUCAUCGGUGAAGUGUAUUUUUAAUACGACAGACAUAGACUUUUACAAUUUAGAUGCAUACAAUACAGAUACCGGUUUCUUCGUAAAUCAAGAAAACGUUUCUUGUACGGGCGUCGCUAACAUAGAUAACAGCAUAAACGGAAACUUAACAGGUACGAAAACUAUAAUCCAACGUCAUGCUAUACAGGAUUAUCUACCGUUGUUAGUAAUUACUUUGACCGUAUUUGCCGUCGUCGUGUUGAUUGUGUUAAUUAUUUUCAUUUAUAGACAAGAAGUGCGCGUCUGGUUUCACUACAAAUUCGGUGUUCGACUAUUCCAACGAGAAGGAGAUUUAGAUAGAGACGAACGGGAGAAAUUGUUCGAUGCGUUCGUUAGUUACAGUUCCAAGGACGAAGCGUGGGUGGCGGAGGUACUAGCACCAGCUUUAGAACCCAAUUAUAAACUUUGUUUGCAUUAUAGAGACUUUCCCGUGGGUGCUUUUCUAGCUGAUACCAUAGUACAAGCGGUAGAAUCAUCUAAAAGAACUAUAAUGAUUCUGUCGGAGAAUUUUAUUAAAUCGGAAUGGUGUCGUUUCGAAUUUAAAUCUGCCCAUCAUCAAGUACUUCGCGACAGAAGGAGAAGAUUAAUAGUUAUUUUGUUGGGUGAAGUACCACACAAAGACUUAGAUCCUGAUAUAAGACUUUAUUUGAAAACCAAUGUUUAUCUUCAGUGGGGUGAUAAACUUUUUUGGGAAAAGUUGAGGUAUGCUUUACCGGACGUUCCUAAUAAUCAACGACGUCAUAGUUCGGUGAGAAAUCCUCAUGUGCAUCACCACGUUCACAGGCACAGUGCUAGGGGACAGGCACCUAAUCCUCCAGGAAAUGGUAACACGACGAGGACAGUGGCCAUCCACAUAUGACAAUGAUUGUCUUUAUAACAAUAUUGUAAGGUUAUGUUAAUUUUUUUUACUACUUAAAAGGGUGUCGAUAGAAAAAUUUCGUAAGUACAUAUAUCAGCUUCCUAAAAAAUAUGUGAUAUGUAUUUGAUUAUAAUAAUACUUUAUGAAAAAAAAUUCAGAUAUAAAACUGCUAAAACCGAUAAAUUUGGGUAGAUUUUCGUUUUGAUUUUUUAAAACGUCAUUUUCGUUCUCAUUUAAAUCACGUCAAUAUGAAGAUUACAAUUUAUAACAAAGAAUAUUUCUAAGACGUUUAU